AUGCGCAAACGCCCAGUCACGAGUCACAACUGGACAGAUGCAAACCGCCGGACAGCGGACACAUGCGCUGCUCAGUGCUCCACUCGUGACUUUCAUCGUCAACGCCGAUACGACCGAAAAACAUCAGAGAACAGCUCGGCGUUGUCAACCUCGCGGGCCGCCACGGGUUUUUCAGAAUUCGAGUCUGAUCCCCUAGCCAUCUUUUGUUUACAUCUGGUAAAAACCAAACGAAUGACCGCGUCUACAAAUGCCUGCUUAUCGAGCCUGAAACUGCUCGUCGAUAGACUUGCUCAGCACCGCAGCGAAUCGCACAGUACGGAAGAUGGCGGGUACGACCACAUUAACACAAACUUGGCCGUCCGUGCCUCUACUGCUCACGGCGUCUACUUGCUCGCCUACACAUUCCAUGACCUUGUCGAGCAACUCAUGUCCUCGGACGCCACGUCGACCAAGGUGCGCUUCGGCGUGUCUGUACAGCACACACCCGUUGCGGCACUUGACAGCCUACUGCGCUUCUACCUUUUGCAAAACUAA
Mycosarcoma maydis (corn smut) is the source of this 534-nucleotide messenger RNA. RefSeq lists its product as uncharacterized. The transcript has 2 exons. The coding region runs from base 1 to 534 and encodes 177 amino acids. Lineage: Eukaryota; Fungi; Basidiomycota; Ustilaginomycetes; Ustilaginales. The record is from RefSeq and is a predicted model, not a curated record.